Molecule: messenger RNA, 2950 nt
Organism: Fundulus heteroclitus (mummichog)
Lineage: Eukaryota; Metazoa; Chordata; Actinopteri; Cyprinodontiformes; Fundulidae
Gene: postnb
Product: periostin, osteoblast specific factor b
Exons: 21
Coding region: 34-2379 (781 amino acids)
Biological process (GO): extracellular matrix organization; cell adhesion
Cellular component (GO): extracellular matrix
Molecular function (GO): cell adhesion molecule binding
Source: RefSeq, a predicted model, not a curated record
CUCCUUAAACUCUGGAUUGGAGAGGAACCAAGAAUGAAGCUCCUUUUUGUGUUUGCCCUUGCACUCUUUGUGCUCUCUACUUUUGACUAUGCUGACUCCUCAGCAUAUGACAAAAUAGUUACCCACAGCCGCAUCAGGGCAAGAAAAGAAGGACCCAAUGUGUGUGCACUUCAGCAAGUGAUGGGGACAAAGAAGAAAUACUUUAGCACUUGUCGUAAUUGGUACCACGGGUCCAUCUGUGGAAAGAAAGCGACUGUGCUGUAUGAGUGCUGUCCGGGAUACAUCAAACUUGAAGGCAUGCCAGGCUGUCCUGCAGUUGCUCCAAUUGACCACGUGUAUGGGAGUCUUGCUCUAGUGAAGGCAACCUCAACCCAAAAUUACGCGGACAUUUCUAAACUAAGACCCGAGAUUGAGGGACCAGGAUCUUUCACUUUGUUUGCUCCGAGCAACGAGGCCUGGGACCUGUUGGACGAGACAGUAAGGAAUGCACUGGUCAGCAACGUCAACAUUGAACUCUACAAUGCUCUGCACUAUCACAUGGUUAACAAACGCCUGCUGACCAAAGAUCUAAAGAACGGGAUGACCCCGACCUCCAUGUACAACGACCUGGGUCUAUACAUUAACCAUUAUUCCAAUGGGGUGGUUACUGUAAACUGCGCCAGGAUUAUCUACGGUAACCAGGUCGCAACCAAUGGAGUUGUUCAUGUCAUUGACCGUGUCAUCAGUAGUGUUGGAAGCACUAUCCAGGAUGUGAUUGAGGUUGAUGAUGACUUGACAACGCUAGCUGACGUAGCUCAGACCGCUGGACUGCUGGAAAAACUGGGUCAGCCAGGACACUACACUCUCUUUGCCCCCACCAAUGACGCCUUUGAUAAGAUUGGUGGCGAUACCAUGGAAAGGCUUUUAAGUGACAAGGAGGUCCUCAAAGCUCUUCUGAAUUUCCACCUCCUGAACUCUGUCCAGUGCUCCGAGGCCAUCAUGGCUGGAACGUCUUAUGAAACCCUCGAGGGAAACAACAUUGAAAUUGGCUGCGAUGGCGAGAGCUUAACAGUUAAUGGCAUCAAAAUGGUGCUCAAAAAGGACAUAGUCACUACCAACGGUGUUAUUCACCUUAUUGACCAAGUGCUGAUUCCAGACUCAGCUAAACAUGUAACGGAACUGAUGGGAGCUUCGCAGUCAACAUUUGGUGACAUGAUGACUGAGCUGGGCCUUUCUAGUGAGAUGAGAGCAGACGCUGAAUACACUUUGCUGGCUCCUUUAAAUGAUGCCUUUACUGAUGAAGUGAUGUCAAUGGAUCAAAGAGAGCUCAGGAUCAUCCUGGAGAACCACAUCAUAAAGAGUAAGCUUGGCCUUGGACAACUGUAUAAUGGCCAGCAGCUGGAGACCAUUGGAGGAAAAACUCUCAGGGUCUUCAUUUACCGCACGGCGGUGUGCAUUGAGAACGCCUGCCUGAUAAGAGGCAGCAAGGAAGGGAGCAACGGAGCCCUUCACCUCAUGAGGACCAUGUUGAAACCUGCAGAACAAUCGAUGUUUGAGAUUCUGACUGAAAGCGGACGUUUCAAGAUCUUUUUGUCUCUUAUGGAAGCUGCCGGCUUGACGGACCUGCUCAGACAAGAGGGAGGCUUUACACUGUUUGCCCCCAGCGAUAAGGCGUUUGCUGCUUUGACUGAAAGAGAACUGAACCUGUUGAAAGGAGACGUAAAUGCUCUCAGGACAAUCCUUCUAUAUCACUUUGGCAAUGGUAUUGCCAUUGGAGGCGGCUUGGAGGCUCGUGUGACAAAUCUUCUAAAAUCUCUCCAGGGAAGCAACCUCCAACUGAAAUCUGCAGACAAUGCCGUACAAGUGAAUUCUGUGCAGCUCCCAGAAACCGAUAAAAUGGCCACAAAUGGUGUUAUUCAUUUUAUCGACCAAAUCUUAUACCCUCAAGAUAUCCCUGUGGGGAGUCAGGAUCUCCUCAUGAUACUCAGGAAGCUCAUCAGUUACAUUCAAAUCAAGUUUGUUUCAGGAUACAGGUAUCAGGAAAUACCCCUUACAUUUAUGAAGAGGAUCAUCACACGUGUUGUCCAGCAAUCUCCUGAAAUUAAAAAAGUGACAAGGGUUAUUGAAGGGCAACCAUCCAUCACCAAGGUCACCAGAGUUAUUGAAGGGCAACCCUCCAUCACCAAGGUCACCAGGGUUAUUGAAGGGCAACCAUCCAUCACCAAAGUCACCAGGGUUGUUUCAGGCCCUCAAUAUUCUGUCAGUUCAGGCACCACAAACGUUGAAAUGGAAGGGAUUGAUCUCUCAAGAAUUACUACCUUUCAAGGGAAUGCUAAUCUUGACUCCGAGCAAAUUACCAGACUGAUCCAGACUGGCAACAGGAGGAGGGGAAGGAACUGAGGCUGGCCGGAUUAGGAUACCUUCCUGGUGAAGUUAUACAUGGACGCUGAAACUGGUGUCUUACAGAAGAUGCUGUACAUGUAAAGUGUCGGUUUCUGAAUAAAAUUGUGAGAGCACUUGCUAAGCACAAAGAACUGUCUCAUAAACUCUCAAAUCUAAUGGUGCUUUAUUUGUAUAUAGAUUGAAUCUUAAAAUUCGUUGUAAGUUAGCGGUUCAAAUUAACAUAUUUUUUUCAAGAUUUUGAAAAUGUGGAAAGUUAUGGCAGUGAGAAUCAGGUUAGUUUGUAAUAACAAAAUGAUGUUCUAACUUUUUUUUUAUGAUUUUGAUAGUAGUGAUUGUUAGAACAAAGUUGUUUUAAGAGAUGUUUUGAGAAAUAUCUCAACAUGAAAAUGGUUUUGAAAACUAUAUUUUCACACUUCAACUGCCCUAUAGUCUCUGGCUAUGAAUGGUUUAUGGUUUCCUGUGGGCGUUUUGUUGAUUCCUUGUGUCAUUUGUAAUGAUAUAGCUAAGCACAGCUAUGCUCUUUUCUAUUUUCCAAAAAUGCUACAAUAAAGUGCUUUCGUUGAGAUAA